Molecule: messenger RNA, 942 nt
Organism: Trypanosoma cruzi
Lineage: Eukaryota; Euglenozoa; Kinetoplastea; Trypanosomatida; Trypanosomatidae
Exons: 1
Coding region: 1-942 (313 amino acids)
Source: RefSeq, a predicted model, not a curated record
AUGAUGCGCUUCCGUCAGGUACUCACACUGUCUGUUCGCGGCAGCAUUCGGUGUGUGUUCCAGAGCAAAGCUUUUGUGAGUGUCAGCAAAGAGCUUCCUCUCACACCGGAGGGAAAGAAUCCGUAUGACGUUCUUGAAAUUACCGUUACAAACGCCACAAGUUUUGAUGACGUGUCCAAGCAAUUUAGAGAGCUUGUAGUUAUUAAUCAUCCUGACCGCCCCGGCGGAUCGCAUGAAAGAAUGUCAGAAGUGAAUGCAGCCUACAAAAUUAUUAAGGAGCAUCACAACAAGCUGAUUCAGCGUCUGAAGGAAUAUGAAGCAAAUACGAAAGGGAACGAGAAUUUUCAAAGACACAAACAUGCUCGGGCUCGUAGUGAUGAUGAUCUUGGACGCUCCGGUGGUGUUUAUCGUCGAAAUGCGAAGGCUGCCGAACAGUCUAGUGGGCUUCGAGGGACUCGCUCGCUUCGAGAAAUUGAAUCCAAUUGGCGGCGUUUUCAAGAAGAGACGGAGCACUCCGUCUCAAGCAUGUGUAACCGUUACGAAUUGGCCGUAGAGAAGGGACGUUUUUUUCGAAAAACGUCCAUGCUUAACGAGAUCACUGUGAGGGAAAGGUGGCUGCGAAAAAGUUUUGUGAAAAACGUCUGGGAGGAGGUUCACGAAUUACGGGGAGAACUUCUUCACCGAGGUGCACGUAGUGCUCAGCAAUCUCAACUUGCAGAAGAAAUGGUUGCAUUUGCAUCUUCCACCCAGAGAAAGUUAAACGAGGAUUUUCAGCGUCUUACCCAGUUAAGUUUCCAAUCACAAUCCCAAUUCUUUCUUCAGCGGGUUUUAUUUGCACUGCUGUUAUUGGUUACCUUUAUCAAGGUGUGGGGGUGGAUCGUCACAGGGAUGUUUAGAAACUCACUUACGGUGAGAUUUCGUCAGGGAAUUUUAAGCCAUUGA